Molecule: messenger RNA, 2858 nt
Organism: Syngnathus typhle (broad-nosed pipefish)
Lineage: Eukaryota; Metazoa; Chordata; Actinopteri; Syngnathiformes; Syngnathidae
Gene: postnb
Product: periostin, osteoblast specific factor b
Exons: 22
Coding region: 45-2429 (794 amino acids)
Biological process (GO): extracellular matrix organization; cell adhesion
Cellular component (GO): extracellular matrix
Molecular function (GO): cell adhesion molecule binding
Source: RefSeq, a predicted model, not a curated record
GAGGAGCUCUCAUCACUUUGGCCGUGCAAAGCAGCAAGUCAAGGAUGAAGCUCGUCGUGGCCGCCACCUUUGCACUCUUUGUGCUCUCAUCCUUGCUGGACGAGGCGCACUCGUCGGCCUACGACAAGAUCGUGGCGCACAGCCGCAUCCGGGCCAGGAACCAGGGGCCCAACGUGUGCGCCUUGCAGCAAGUGAUGGGCACCCGCAAGAAGUACUUCAGCACUUGUCGCAAUUGGUACCAAGGCGCCAUCUGUGGGAAGAAAGCGACCGUCCUUUACGAGUGCUGCCCGGGAUACAUGAAGAUGGAUGGAAUGCGCGGUUGCCCCGCAGUGGCCCCGAUCGACCAUGUGUACGGCACCCUGGGCAUGGUGAAGGCCCAUUCCACCCAAAAUUACGCCGACUUGUCCAAGCUGAGGGCCGAGAUCGAGGGAUCCGGCUCGUACACUUUCUUUGCGCCCAGCAAUGAGGCCUGGGAGCUUUUGGAUGAGAGCAUGCGGGCCGCGCUGGUCAGCAACGUCAACAUUGAGCUUUACAACGCUCUGCAUUACCACAUGGUCAACAAGCGCCUCCUGACCAAAGACUUGCGCAACGGCAUGACAAUCACCUCCAUGUACAACGACCUGGGUCUGCUCAUCAAUCACUACUCCAACGGGGUGGUGACCGUCAACUGCGCCAGGAUCAUCCAUGGCAACCAGGUGGCCACCAACGGGGUGGUCCACGUGAUCGACCGCGUCAUCAGCGCCGUCGGGACCACCAUUAGGGAUGUGAUUGAGGUCAACGAUGAUCUGACCUCCUUGAACGAUAUUGCUCAGAACUCGGGAUUGCUGGACAAGCUCGGUCAGCCUGGACAUUUCACUCUCUUCGCCCCCACCGACGAAGCCUUUGCCAAGCUUGGAGGUGACGUGCUGGAGAGGCUCCAGGGCGACAAGCAGGUCCUCCAAGCUCUUCUCAAUUUCCAUCUCCUGGACUCGGUGCAAUGCUCCGAGGCCAUCAUGGCUGGAACCUCUUACGAGACGCUGGAGGGCAACAACAUCAUCGUCGGCUGUGACGGCGAGAGCUUGACCGUCAAUGGCAUUAAGAUGGUGCGCAAGAAGGACAUUGUCACCACCAACGGCGUCAUCCACGUGAUUGACCAAGUGCUCAUGCCGGACUCAGCCAAACAGGUAAUGGAACUGGUGGGAAGUUCCCAGUCCACCUUUGGCGACAUGGUGUCCGAGCUGGGUCUCUCUGCUGCCAUGAGACCCAAGGCCGAGUACACGCUCCUGGCCCCCCUCAACACCGCCUUUAACGAUGAGGUGAUGUCCAUGGAUCAGAGACUGCUCAAGUUCAUCCUGGAAAACCACAUCCUGAAGAAAAAGAUCAUCCUCGGAGACCUCUACAAUGGGCAGACGCUGGAGACCAUCGGCGGCAAGCUCCUGAGGGUUUUCAUCUAUCGCACUGCCGUGUGCAUCGAGAACUCCUGCCUAAUCAGGGGAAGCAAGGAAGGAAGCAACGGAGCGCUCCAUCUCAUGAAGAGCUUCCUCAAACCGGCCGAGAAAUCCAUGUAUGAGAUUCUGAGCGAUAACGGUAGCUUCAAGAUCUUUUUGUCUCUGAUGGAAGACGCCGGGUUGAGCGACUUGUUGAGGCAGUCUGGAGACUUCACUUUAUUCGCCCCGACCGACCAGGCCUUUGCCGGUUUGAAUGAGAGAGAUUUCAAACUGCUGAAGAGUGACAUCAACGCUCUCAGAACCAUCCUUCUGUACCACAUCAAUAACGGCAUCUUCAUUGGUGGCGGUUUGGAGACGGGAGUAACCAACCUUCUCAAGUCCCUUCAAGGCAGCAACCUCAAAGUGAUGUUUGCAAACGACACCAUGCGAGUCAACUCGGUGCAAAUCCCAGAUUCUGACAUCAUGGCCACAAACGGAGUGGUUCAUUUUGUCAACCGACUCUUGUAUCCCGCAGAUAUCCCCGUUGGAAACCAGGAUCUUCAAUCACUACUGAAGAGGCUCAUUACUUAUAUACAAAUUAAGUACAUUCCAGGCUUCAGAUACCAGGAAAUCCCCCUCACCUUUUUGCAAAAGUACAUCACGCGAGUUGUUCAAGCACCUGACGUGACCAAAGUGACGAGGGUCAUCCAACAGGAACCGGCCAUCACUAAAGUGACCAGGGUCAUUGGAGCCCAACCCUCCGUCACCAAGGUGACCAGAGUCAUUGAAAGUGACCCCACCAUCACCAAAGUCACCCGACUUGUCACAGGACCGCAGUAUUCCGUCAGAGGUGGCACCUCCCAAGUCACCGUGGACGGAUCUAACCUUGCAGAUAUCUCUACCUUUGAAACUGAUAAAAACUUUGACGGCGACCAGCUUGUCAAAACGAUCAAAGAAGGCGCUUCAAGGAGAAACCCUCCCCGAAGAAUUUUAGCUGGCAGCCGGCGAAGAGGACGGGACUGAGCCCGGACUCUCGAGGGGGGAGCGAGCGGGAUUCAGGCAGUGACCAAAGCAGGUUGAAAACCAGGGAUGCACUUUCAAGUGUACUCUCGGUUCCAAAACCAUCCUGGCAAGCAAUCUCCACGCUAGCAUCUCCACUUUGAGGCUCUCAAAUGCCAAUGGACAAUUCAUACGAGCCAUUAACGGAGCAAUAAAAGAAAAAGCACGGCUCAAUCCUACACUUUUUUCCCCGUGUCUUUGCCCAAGUCCAAGCAAUGAAACUCAAGGAGAAGAUUUUCUAAAUCCUGGCAUGGUAAAUAAGGAGAUGUUUUGUUUUCCGACCCUUAAAUGCUCUUAUCUGCUCUUUCAUUUCCAACAAUGUAUCUAAACGAUUCCCUGCUGUCUGUCUUUCUGCCCAAGCAUUUUCCAAUAAAGUGCAUUCUUUGAUAUAAA